UAUGACGUGCUUUGAGAUCGCCAUCAUAAAGUUGCAGCACAUUGCUAAAGACAGACACGAGUGACAUGAGCUCUUAAGCGACAUUAUUCAUGAGGUUAUAACGGCCUGCGACGCGUCUGUGUUGCUCGUAUUGUCGUUUAGAGCUGUUAGUGAUUUCGCGGCGGUGUGUUUGUGUGCGCUGAAGGCCGAUGGCAUCUGCCGGGGAUGGCAGCGUGGACUCUAAAGCGGAGCUGAGCGCUCUGCUGGAGCAGUGGGAGAGAGAACAGCAGGGAGGCACAAGCGAACUGCUCCACAUACUGACCAAGAUUUCGGAGCUUGUUGAAAGGGAGACGGAGGAGUAUCACAAGGCUGAUCCUGACCCGUUUGAUGACCGCCAUCCAGGGCGGGCAGACCCAGAGUGCAUGCUGGGACACCUGUUGAAAAUCUUGUUCAAGAAUGAUGACUUUAUGAAUGCGCUUGUGAACUCAUACGUGAUGAGUAGCCGUGAGGUGGCGCUGAACACGGCUGCAUGCAGACUGCUGUUGAACAUCAUGCCUGGCCUUGAGACGGCUGUGGUCUUUCAAGAGAAGGAGGGGAUUGUGGAGCGAUUGUUUAAAUGGGCUCAGGAGGCAGAGCAGCCCCUCCGAAUCUACGCCACAGGCCUGCUGGCAGGAGCCAUGGAGAACCAGGACAUCGCCGCCAACUAUCGCGAGGAAAACUCUGUACUGGUUCCUUUGAUGCUGCAGAGACUGAGGGAGCUUCCGGAAAAGGAGGCAGAGAACAGGAAGGACAGUAAGCGUCCAAGCAAGAGUCUCGCUCCACUGCUGCCCCUGGACGAGGAGGCCGUGGACGGAGAGUUCGCUCCUAACGCUCCUAACUCCGAGAAUCACGACUCGAGAAGAACCGACUCUGACGCUGAGCUGCAGCCCGUCUCUGCUGUGAGGAGCGUGGGGAGAUGUAACACUGGCAUGAAGGGCCUGAUGAAGCCCGCUGCAGCACUCCCUUUAGAGAUGGAUGAAGUGUGCCCGCUCACACCUGGAAUAGAGCAGCGCCUCAUCCUCCAGUACCUCACCCCGCUGGGAGAAUACCAGGAGUUGUUGGCUGUUUUCAUGCAGCUGGGAGCUCGUGAGCUGCUGAUGCACUACAUGGACCUCAAACAAACGAACGACGUUCAGCUCACGUUUGAAGCCCUGAAGUAUCUUGCGUCUCUCCUCCUUCAUAAAAAGUUUGCGGCCGAGUUUGUCUCGCAUGGCGGAGUGCCAAAGCUACUGGAGAUCCCGCGACCCUCCAUGGCUGCCACCGGCGUCUCUCUGUGCCUCUAUUACCUGGCAUACAACCAGGACGCUAUGGAGAGGGUGUGUAUGCUGCCGCAUUCGCUGCUGUCGGAGGUGGUGAGCUACACGCUGUGGCUCCUGGAGUGCUCUCACGCCUCCGGCUGCUGCCACGCCACCAUGUUCUUCUCCAUCUGUUUCUCCUUCAGAGCCGUGCUCGAGCUCUUCGACCAUCAGGACGGGCUGCGGCGGCUCGUCAACCUGAUUAGCACUCUGGAGAUUUUGAACCCAGAGGACCAGGGCGCUCUGUUGAGCGACGAUGAGAUCUUCUCAAGCAGACAGACUGCAAAACAUACCUGCAUGGCGCUGCGCAGGUAUUUUGAGGCUCACCUGGCCAUUAAAGUCGAGCAGGUCAAACAGUCGCUGCAGCGUACAGAGGGAGGAGCGCAGAUUCACCCGCAGCCUUAUUACAAGGCUUGCUCCUACACCCAUGAGCAGGUGGUAGAAAUGGUGGAGUUCCUGAUUGAGUUCGGACCGGCGCGUUUGUACUGGGAGCCUGCCGAGUUCUUCCACAAACUGUCCUGUGUGCAGCUCCUUUUGCAGCUCAUUUCUAUCGCCUGUGACUGGAGAACAUACUACGGCAGGGCUGACACCGUGAGGUACGCUUUGGAUAUCUUGAGCAUUUUGACAGUCAUUCCUAAAACGCAGCUGCUGUUGUCGGAGAACGUCGCUGUGCUGGAUGAGAAUGGCUCCACCAUCUCCACUGUUGGUAUGAGCAUAGUGCUGGUCGUCGCAGAGGGUGAAGUAUUUGUAAAUGACGCAGAAAUCCAGAAGUCGGCCCUGCAGGUGAUCAUAAACUGCGUCUGCGCUCCAGACAAACGCGUCUCUAGCAUCGGCAAGUUCAUCUCGGGCACCCCGCGUCGCCGUCUGCCACAGACCCACCGCGCCAGCGAGAGCGUCCUGGUCAAGAUGUGGAACGUGGUUCAGUCGAACAAUGGCAUUAAAGUCCUGCUGUCCCUGCUCACCAUCAAGAUGCCCAUCACCGAUGCCGAUCAGAUUCGCGCUCUGGCGUGCAAAGCCCUAGUUGGGUUGGCACGUAGCGCCGCGGUGCGACAGAUCAUCAGCAAGCUUCCGCUGUUCAGCAGCGGACAGAUCCAGCAGCUGAUGAAAGAGCCUGUGCUUCAGGACAAGCGCAGCGAGCAUGUGCGCUUCUGCAAGUAUGCAGCAGAACUCAUAGAGCGAGUGUCCGGAAAGCCGCUGCUGAUCGGCACAGAUGUUUCCCUGGCGCGGCUGCAGCGGGCUAGUGUCGUGGCACAGUCACGCAUUUCGUUUCCCGAGAAGGAGCUUCUGUUGCUUAUUCGGAAUCAUCUUAUGUCUAAAGGUCUCACAGACACAGCAACAGCACUGACGAAAGAAGCCGAGCUGCCCAUGGGGCUGCAUGCUCUGGCUCACGCUAGCGUGCCGCCGUUCACUCCCGUUUCUGUCGCGACGCCUCCUUCACCCGCCGCUGGCAUCCCACGGACUCCUCGGCUCACUAACGGAGUCGCGGCCCGUCUGGGUGGCCACACCCCCCACGUGCUUCCUCUUCACCAGCCCCGCCCCUCCACCUCACAGGCUCCGCCCCCUCCACCGCCUGCAGUCUCCCACCACAGUAAUGGCUCUCCGCUCAUCGGACGCAUAGUGUUCUCGCGAGAGCGGCCGUCACCGUGUGCAGCUGCGGGAGGGAAGAGGCCAAAAGUGUUGCGGCAGAAAUCUGAUCAUGGUGCUUUCAGCCAGAGUCCGGCCAUGAAAAAGCAGCUGGACAGACAUCUGCCCUCUCCACCAACUCUAGACAGUAUCAUAACCGAGUAUUUACGAGAGCAGCACGCCCGCUGCAAGAACCCAGUGACCACAUGUCCUCCCUUCAGCCUCUUCACACCGCAUCAGUGCCCAGAGUCCAAGCAGAGACGCCAGGCACCCACCAAUUUCACUCCUCGCCACACACGCAGGGUCGUCUACCCCAAAUACGGUGGGGUUGAUGGAGGCUGUUUUGACAGGCAUCUCAUCUUCAGCAGGUUUCGGCCCAUCUCUGUGUUCAGGGAGGCUGAGGAGGAUGAGAGUGGCUUCAUGUGUUGUGCGUUCUCAGCGCGAGAGCGUUUCCUGAUGUUGGGCACAUGCACCGGACAGCUCAAACUCUACAAUGUGUUCAGUGGACAGGAGGAAGCCAGCUACAGCUGCCACAGCUCAGCCAUCACACACCUGGAGCCCUCCAGAGACGGUUCCCUGUUGUUGACUUCAGCUUCCUGGAGUUAUCCUUUAUCUGCGCUGUGGGGUAUGAAGUCCGUAUUCAUCAUGAAGCAUUCAUUCCUGGAUGAUCAUUAUGUGGAGUUCAGCAAACUCUCUCAGGACAGAGUCAUAGGAACAAAAGAGCACAUCGCACACAUAUAUGACAUUCAGUCUGGACAGAAACUCCUGACCCUCAAUAACCCUGACCUAGCCAACAACUACAAGCGCAACUGUGCCACGUUUAACCCCACGGAUGACCUGGUCCUGAACGACGGUGUCAUGUGGGACGUCCGCACCGCUCAGGCCAUCCAUAAGUUUGACAAGUUCAACAUGAACAUCAGCGGCGUUUUCCAUCCCAAUGGUUUAGAGGUCAUCAUCAACACGGAGAUUUGGGAUUUGAGGACGUUUCAUCUUCUUCACACAGUACCAGCACUAGAUCAGUGUCGGAUUGUCUUCAACAACAAUGGAACUGUCAUUUAUGGAGCCAUGUUGCAGGCUGACGAUGAGGAUGACAUGAUGGAGCAGCAGAUGAAGAGUCCAUUCGGAUCGUCCUUCAGGACCUUUGAUGCCACUGAUUAUAAACCCAUCGCCACCAUUGAUGUGAAGAGGAACAUUUUUGACCUGUGCACAGACACUAAAGACUGCUAUCUUGCUGUCAUUGAGAAUCAGGAUUCAAUAAAUAUGGACACUGUGUGUCGGCUGUAUGAAGUCGGUCGCCAGAGACUAGCUGAGGAGGAAGAGGAUGAGGAAGAUCAGGAGGAGGAUGAUCAGGAUGAAGAGGAUGACGAUGACUCCGAUGAUGACAUGGAUGACAUCGAUACCGACCCGCUGCUGGCAGAGCUGGAGAACGAGAACAACGGAGAGGAGGAGGAUGGCGAGCAGGACUUUUCUCCGUCUGAUGAUGAGGAAGUGGCUCGCCUGCUGGAUGAAGAGGCGGAUGAUGAUGAGGAUGACGACACUCUCUCUCUCUCUCUCUCACACACAGACAGCUCCGAUAACUCCGACCUGGAAGAUGACAUCAUCCUCUCCCUGAACGAGUGAUCCUCAAGUGCUCCGUGAGAAGAUCUGAGAGAAAUGUCACCGGAGGGCAGCAGCUGAUGAGUGUCAGGUCGUGGUGUUGGAUGGCCCAUGUGCACGCUGCCCCAAACAUGACAUCUACGCACCUGCAGGAAAAUUGUAAACAAACAUAGUUUUAUAUAAGGACAUCUCAUAUGAAACUAAUGUAAUUUGUCUGAUGUUUGUUUUUGGUAAAGUUUUUUCUACAACGUUGCCCUCUUUGAAUAUCGGAUCAUUUUAAAGAACUUGUACUGAUGGAUUUCGAGAGGGUGGCAUCCUUUCAACACUUGGCACAUGUGCACCCGUGUUGCAUUCAUACAUUAGCGUGUUUUGUGUUGUUUGACUGCUGUCGAGAGGGGUUCUGGGUAGCUCCGAUACACUGUUUGCAUGCGCAGAUAUGAACGUCUGGAUGUGUGUAUGCUCUCGACCUUUGACCUGCCCAGCACUCCUCAGGUGAUCUCGAGUUUGAUUUCAUCUAAGCAUCUGAAAAUCUAGUUGCUUAGACGUUUAGUUCAUCCAUUUUUGCUUUUUGAAUGGUAGUUUUGUUAGCCAUUGCAUCUGUUUCAUUUUACAAGAAAGCGCUUUUAAGGCCCUUUUUGUCGGCUGAUUGGAUUGAGAUGUUGCACCACAUUUAAUGAGCAAUAAUUUCCGUUGAUUUAUAAAUUCACAUAAAGGACUGUGAAGGCCUGUGGUACCUCUGACCUGUGCUCAGAUCUGCAGCGGUGUUGGCUUCUCUUUUGGAGGAAGUUAACCGCUGCCCUUGCAGAUGCACCUGUUUGCUUCUUAAACUGCUUUUCACGUGAAGUUAAACAUCUUUAAGCAUCUGUGUACAGCCUCCAUUUACUUUAUGGUUUAACUUUUUUGUUCAUGCCUUUCCAAAGUAAAGAUCUAAGGCAACAUUGUGUACAAAAUGUAUUAAAAAUAUUUUUACUAUAAAUGUUAUUACAAUAAA
Molecule: messenger RNA, 5523 nt
Organism: Sinocyclocheilus rhinocerous
Lineage: Eukaryota; Metazoa; Chordata; Actinopteri; Cypriniformes; Cyprinidae
Product: protein VPRBP-like
Exons: 25
Coding region: 189-4556 (1455 amino acids)
Biological process (GO): protein ubiquitination
Cellular component (GO): nucleus; Cul4-RING E3 ubiquitin ligase complex
Molecular function (GO): nuclear estrogen receptor binding; histone H2AT120 kinase activity
Source: RefSeq, a predicted model, not a curated record